Nannospalax galili (Upper Galilee mountains blind mole rat) is the source of this 1426-nucleotide messenger RNA. It is a transcript of the gene Rnaseh1, whose product is annotated as ribonuclease H1. The transcript has 8 exons. Lineage: Eukaryota; Metazoa; Chordata; Mammalia; Rodentia; Spalacidae. Gene Ontology annotation, biological process: DNA replication, removal of RNA primer. Bases 58 to 843 code for a protein of 261 amino acids. Gene Ontology annotation, molecular function: magnesium ion binding; nucleic acid binding; RNA-DNA hybrid ribonuclease activity. The record is from RefSeq and is a predicted model, not a curated record.
UCCGGCAGAGUGACGCUAGGCACGGCGCGUCUAGGAUGCGUCGCUUGCGGGCUCGGGAUGUUCUACGCCGUGAGGAGGGGCCGGAAGACCGGCGUCUUCUUCACCUGGAGUGAGUGCAGAGCGCAAGUGGACCGCUUUCCUGCUGCCAGAUUUAAGAAAUUUGCUACAGAAGAUGAGGCCUGGGCCUUUGUCAGGGGCUCUGCAAGCCCAGAUGUUUCCAAAGGGCAGGAAAAUGCACAGGUAGAGAAAUCACAGGUGAAGACCAGCAAGCGGGCAAGGGAGCCUUUGGGUGAAGGUGAAGAUGAAGACCAUGGAGAGCCGUGGGCAAAGCACACAAGACAGAACAUGGAGCUAGCUGCUCCACUGAGCAAGGACACGUUUUCUUACAUGGGAGAAUCAGUUGUUGUCUACACCGAUGGCUGCUGCUCCAGUAAUGGGCGGAAGCGAGCACGAGCAGGAAUUGGCGUUUACUGGGGCCCGGGCCACCCACUAAAUGUAGGUAUUAGACUUCCUGGACGACAGACAAACCAAAGAGCAGAGAUCCAUGCAGCCUGCAAAGCCAUUUCACAAGCAAAGGCUCAGAACAUCAGCAAGCUGGUUCUGUACACAGACAGCAUGUUCACCAUAAAUGGGAUAACCAACUGGGUUCAAGGCUGGAAGAAGAAUGGGUGGAGAACAAGUGCUGGCAAAGACGUGAUCAACAAGGAAGACUUCAUGGAGCUGGAGGAGCUUACUCAGGGCAUGGACAUCCAGUGGAUGCACAUUCCUGGUCACUCGGGAUUUGUGGGCAACGAGGAAGCUGACAGAUUGGCAAGAGAAGGAGCAAAGCAGUCUGAAGACUGAGUGAGCUUGAGAGCACUCUGGAGACCCAGCUGGUGGCUGUUGUUUCACCCUGGCAUGCAGUGAGUGCGGCAUGGACUGCCACAGUAGGCAAGCAGGCGCACUCUCCAGCUGAGGCAAGACACUCUGAUGACCUGUGCUGCAGCUUGAUUAAAACAUGCCUGAAUACAUCAGAAAGCAAAGAUCGUGAGAUUUCAGCAUUUAUGCUUUAGGGCUUGAUAUUAUUCUUGUUUCUUUUAUUACAAUUUGGCCCAAAACAUUUGAGUUUUGUUUUGACUUUAAGAAGGAAUCAGUAAGUACUGGUUAGAAGAUGUAAACAAGUGGCCUAAAGGUAUUCCAAAAAUGAUCAUUUUCCUUCCAGUUUGCAUGACUGCCUUGUGCCUGUGUGCACGUCACAUAAGAUGCAGCUAUACUGGAACCCAAGUCUUGGGUCUUCAGGAGGGCAAAGUCUGCACACAGAUAACCUCAGUUCCUGGACCACUGUGUAGGAACAGCUUCAAAAACCAAGAUGGUAUGGUGGCUCACACUUUUAGUCUGCGGAUCUCUAUGAGUUCCAGGCAGGACAGCCAGGGCUAUGUUGCGAGAC